Molecule: messenger RNA, 481 nt
Organism: Paramecium octaurelia
Lineage: Eukaryota; Ciliophora; Oligohymenophorea; Peniculida; Parameciidae
Source: the annotation of a GenBank genome assembly
AUGGCAAGAAUUCUAGAAGCAUUUCCCAUAUUCUAUAUAACUAAUAAUUGGUUAAUAUAUGGUUUUGGAGAAAAUAUAUACACACAAAUCUCACUGAAAUAUUUUUAAACAGGACUUUCAAAACAACUCUUCAUCAGUCUCCUCAUCAAUUAUAAGAAGCUAGGGCUGCUUGAUCGUGGACUCCCUUCUGUAUUUUCUAAUUAAUUAUAAAAAAAAGUAAGAGAGCUAUUCUGCACUAAUUGUAGAGGGUAUUUUAAAUUCAUUUCUAACUAUUAGAUCUUUUAGGAUAAGUUUCUCCUCCUCAUUAACAAGUUUAAGUUCGCCCAGGGAGCGCAAAGUUUAAAAACACAUCCUAAAAAAGGAUUCAUUCAUCAUUUCUGAUUAAUAAUAUUAAUAUGCUCUUUUUUUUAUUGUGCUGAAUUUAAAUUAAUUGAGCCAACUCUUUUAUUAAUACAUAUAAUAAUAUUUCUAUUAAGUGUGA